Molecule: messenger RNA, 1650 nt
Organism: Salvelinus fontinalis (brook trout)
Lineage: Eukaryota; Metazoa; Chordata; Actinopteri; Salmoniformes; Salmonidae
Exons: 1
Coding region: 111-1616 (501 amino acids)
Source: RefSeq, a predicted model, not a curated record
UGAGGCCUCACCUCCUGGUUACACUAGUGACCAUAUCCCCCGUGCAUCCCGCAAAGGCGGAGGUGUUGCUAACAUCUACGAUAGCAAAUUUCAAUUUACAAAAAAAAAAAAUGGCGUUUUCGUCUUUUGAGCUUCUAGUCAUGAAAUCUAUGCAGCCUACUCAAUCACUUUUUAUAGCUACUGUUUACAGGCCUCCUGGGCCAUAUACAGCGUUCCUCUCUGAGUUUCCUGAAUUCCUAUCAGACCUUGUAGUCAUAGCAGAUCAUAUUCUAAUUUUUGGUGAUUUUAAUAUUCACAUGGAGAAGUCCACAGACCCACUCCAAAAGUCUUUCGGAGCCAUCAUCGACUCAGUGGGUUUUGUCCAACAUGUCUCUGGACCUACUCACUGCCACAGUCAUACUCUGGACCUAGUUUUGUCCCAUGGAAUAAAUGUUGUAGAUCUUAAUGUUUUUCCACAUAAUCCUGGACUAUCGGACCACCAUUUUAUUACGUUUGCAAUCGCAACAAAUAAUCUGCUCAGACCCCAACCAAGGAGCAUCAAAAGUCGUGCUAUAAAUUCUCAGACAACACAAAAAUUCCUUGAUGCCCUUCCAGACUCCUUCUGCCUACCCAAGGACGUCAGAGGACAAAAAUCAGUUAACCACUUAACUGAGGAACUCAAUUUAACCUUGCGCAAUACCCUAGAUGCAGUUGCACCCCUAAAAACGAAAAACAUUUGUCAUAAGAAACUAGCUCCCUGGUAUACAGAAAAUACCCGAGCUUUGAAGCAAGCUUCCAGGAAAUUGGAACGGAAAUGGCGCCACACAAAACUGGAAGUCUUCCGACUAGCUUGGAAAGACAGUACCGUGCAGUACCGAAGAGCCCUCACUGCUGCUCGAUCAUCCUACUUUUCCAACUUAAUCGAGGAAAAUAAGAACAAUCCAAAAUUUCUUUUUGAUACUGUUGCAAAGCUAACUAAAAAGCAGCAUUCCCCAAGAGAGGAUGGCUUUCACUUCAGCAGUAAUAAAUUCAUGAACUUCUUUGAGGAAAAGAUAAUGACCAUUAGAAAGCAAAUUACGGACUCCUCUUUGAAUCUGCGUAUUCCUCCAGGGCUUAGCUGUCCUGGAUCUGCACAGCUCUGCGAGGGCCUGGGAUCGGGAGAGACACUUAAGUGUUUUAGUACUAUAUCUCUUGACACAAUGAUGAAAAUAAUCAUGGCCUCUAAACCUUCAAGCUGCAUACUGGAUCCUAUUCCUACUAAACUGCUGAAGGAGCUGCUUCCUGUGCUUGGCCCUCCUAUGUUGAACAUAAUAAACAGCUCUCUAUCCACCGGAUGUGUACCAAACUCACUAAAAGUGGCAGUGAUAAAGCCUCUCUUGAAAAAGCCAAACCUUGACCCGGAAAAUAUAAAAAACUAUCGGCCUAUAUCGAAUCUUCCAUUCCUCUCAAAAAUUUUAGAAAAAGCUGUUGCGCAGCAACUCACUGCCUUUCUGAAGACAAACAAUGUAUACGAAAUGCUUCAGUCUGGUUUUAGACCCCAUCAUAGCACUGAGACUGCACUUGUGAAGGUGGUAAAUGACCUUUUAAAUGGCGUCAGACCGAGGCUCUGCAUCUGUCCUCGUGCUACUAGACCUUAGUGCUGCCUUUGACACCAUCGAUCACCACAUUCUU